CACUUGUUUUCUUCACAACACAACUAGUUGUUUUUCUUCCUCUUCUCCUUCUGCUGCUACUUAACCGGUUUAUAGUUACUAAUUCAAUUCAAUUCCAAACAGAACAAGAAAUUUAAUGGAAUUGAAUCUCUUGAACUCCAUGUUUUGCAUCUUUGCCUUUGUUGUCUUCUUCCUCUUUGUCAUCAAUUCCCUCAUCACCAAGCUCUUCACUCCGAACCGCCGGAAAAUCCCACUUCCGCCGGGUUCCUUAGGCUGGCCUUACAUUGGAGAAACCUUCCAACUCUACUCUCAAGACCCAAAUGUCUUCUUUGCCUCAAAACAAAAGAGGUUUGGGUCAAUCUUCAAAACUCACAUCUUGGGUUGUCCCUGUGUGAUGAUUUCGAGCCCCGAAGCGGCGAAAUUUGUGCUUUCUCGAGCCCAUCUGUUCAAGCCAACUUUUCCGGCGAGCAAAGAGAGGAUGUUGGGGAAAGAAGCCAUCUUUUUCCACCAAGGAGAUUACCAUGCCAAAUUGAGAAAGCUUGUCCUCCGUGCGUUCAUGCCGGAAGCCAUCAGAAGUAUCGUCCCUGACAUUGAAUCCAUUGCCAAAGACUCUCUCAAGUCCUGCCAAGGCCGCUUGAUCAACACCUUCCGAGAAAUGAAAACGUUCACAUUCAAUGUUGCACUCCUUUCUAUAUUUGGUAAGGAUGAGAUUCUGUACAGAGAGGAUCUGAAGAGGUGCUACUACAUUCUUGAGAAGGGUUACAAUUCAAUGCCCAUUAAUCUUCCAGGCACGCUGUUUCACAAAUCAAUGAAAGCAAGGAAGGAGCUGGCUCAGAUCUUGGCCAAAAUUAUAUCUACAAGGAGGCAAAGGAUGCUGUUAGAGGAUGAGGACCACAAGGAUCUUCUGGGAUCAUUCAUGGGUGACAAAGAAGGCCUCACUGACCAACAAAUCGCUGACAACGUCAUUGGGGUCAUCUUCGCUGCCCGUGACACCACAGCCAGCGUCUUAACUUGGAUUGUCAAGUACCUUGGGGAAAACCCAAGCGUUCUUCAAGCUGUCACUGAAGAGCAAGAAGCAAUAAUAAGGUCAAAAGAGGAAGAAGAAGAGGAGGAGAAAGUUCUGAGUUGGGCAGAUACAAAAAAGAUGCCCUUGACUUGUAGAGUGAUUCAGGAGACACUAAGAGUUGCUUCCAUUUUGUCUUUCACUUUCAGGGAAGCUGUGGAGGAUGUUGAAUAUCAAGGUUAUCUGAUACCAAAAGGGUGGAAAGUUUUACCACUUUUCAGAAACAUUCACCACAGCCCAGAAAUCUUUCCUGACCCUGACAAGUUUGAUCCCUCCAGGUUUGAGAUUGCUCCAAAACCCAAUACCUACAUGCCAUUUGGCAGCGGGACCCACGCAUGUCCAGGGAAUGAAUUAGCCAAGCUGGAGAUUUUGGUCUUUUUACACCAUCUAACAACAAAGUACAGGUGGUCUGUGGUUGGUGCACAAAAUGGCAUACAGUAUGGCCCUUUUGCUCUUCCCCAAAAUGGCCUGCCCAUCAGAUUAUCUCUUAAAACUAUCAUAUAAAACCCCCAUAAAUCACAGACUCCCAAAAGCAGUCCAAGUCCCCUACUUUCAGACCCUCUCUCCCCCUUCAAGCCAGCUACUUGACAUAUAUUACCAUUUCAUGCAUGAGGAAGAAACCCACCACUCCAAAGUCCAUUUCUUUUUGGCCGAAAGAGAUAAGCAACAUAAAAUAAACACGUGAAAUUUAAAGAAACAUAUCGUACAUCUUCAUUGCUUUCAUCUGUCCCAUUAAUAUCUCAGAUGACUGAAAGUCACUGAAUAUUAGGGACGUGCCCUCCGAAAGUCAGAAAGUUCAAGAUACAAGAAAUGAAACAUGUUGCAGCAGAGGAAGCCAAGUGCACAGAGAAGAGUCUUCCUACCAAAACAUGAUAUGGUUUGUAUAUCAUGUUUUCUUUUUCUUCCCUUAAUUUUUUUUAAAUUUUUUCUUUUUGGCAUGCAAGAGAUCAUGAAGAGGAAAAUUCCUCACCCAAUGUGAUAAGUGUAUUUAAGUAGGUAGGAGUAUACUAUUUUCACCAUAAUUUUCUUCUUUACUUAAAUAAAUGUAAACAGCCGCAAGGCAGAAAUGAAGAUUCAAAUCAAUGGAAUUAACAAAGUUAAUUUUAAGGAAGAGGAAGGAGGAUUAUCUAUCCUCCUAAUAUUUCUAUCAUUUCAUACCCUUCUAUUUGAAUGGUUACUGUUAUAUCACAUCAUCAUUUUAUAUUGAUUUUUUUAUAAAAAUAAUAAGAUAAAAAAUAAUAUGUGAAAAGAGGAGAUGGAAGAGGAUGGAAAUAUGAAAGUAGAGAAUUCUCUUCCGAUGAAGAGGGUAGGCAUGCAGUGGCUGUGCUGUGCCUGUGGCAGUGGCGGCACAGCAGAUCUGCUAGCACCUCCUCCUCCUGCUUUAACUUAAUUUGUUGAUCUGGUUGUGGAGGUGGCUGACAUGUUAUGUAUGUGGCAUUGUGCAGGUGGUCUGUGGUUGGUGCACAAAAUGGCAUACAGUAUGGCCCUUUUGCUCUUCCCCAAAAUGGCCUGCCCAUCAGAUUAUCUCCUAAAACUAUCAUAUAAAACCCCCAUAAAUCAUAAACUCCCAAAAACAUUCCAAGUCCCCAACUUUCAGACCCUCCCUCACCCUUCAAGCCAGCUACUUGACAUAUGUUACCAUUUCAUGCAUGAGGAAGAAACCCACCACUCCAAAGUCCAUUUCUUUUUGGCCGAAAGAGAUAAGCAACAUAAAAUAAACACGUGAGAUUUAAAGAAACAUAUCGUACAUCUUCAUUGCUUUCAUCUGUCCCAUUAAUAUCUCAGAUGACUGAAAGUCACUGAAUAUUAGGGACGUGCCCUCCGAAAGUCAGAAAGUUCAAGAUACAAGAAAUUAAACAUGUUGCAGCAGAGGAAGCCAAGUGCACAGAGAAGAGUCUUCAUACCAAAACAUGAUAUGGUUUGUAUAUCAUGUUUUCUUUUUCUUCCCUUAAUUUUUUUUUUUUAAUUUUUUCUUUUUGGCAUGCAAGAGAUCAUGAAGAGGAAAAUUCCUCACCCAAUGUGAUAAGUGUAUUUAAGUAGGUAGGAGUAUACUAAUUUCACCAUAAUUUUCUUCUUUACUUAAAUAAAUGUAAACAACCGCAAGGCAGAAAUGAAGAUUCAAAUCAAUGGAAUUAACAAAGCUAAUUUUGUUCUUA
Messenger RNA from Pyrus x bretschneideri (Chinese white pear), 3198 nucleotides. Its product is annotated as abscisic acid 8'-hydroxylase CYP707A2. The coding region runs from base 116 to 1546 and encodes 476 amino acids. Lineage: Eukaryota; Viridiplantae; Streptophyta; Magnoliopsida; Rosales; Rosaceae. The record is from RefSeq and is a predicted model, not a curated record. The transcript is spliced from 7 exons. Gene Ontology annotation, molecular function: heme binding; (+)-abscisic acid 8'-hydroxylase activity; iron ion binding. Gene Ontology annotation, biological process: abscisic acid metabolic process; sterol metabolic process.